AUCAACCUCUGUCUCUUCGUACAUGCUGUCGUCGACCUUCUAGUCGAUGUUUCAUAUCUCAUGACUAACAUCGAAAGAAUAUACAGACUAUUUGAAAAAGGCCCCUACACACUUGCAGAACACGUACACAGUCUGACAGGUUCUGUGUGGGCCUCGCAGUUCCUAUCGGCGGUGAUCGCCAGUGAGCGGUGUUUCUGUGUCGUCAGUCCCUUCCACGCCAAGAAGCUGCUCAAGACGUCCACCAUGGCCGCCAUCAUCGUCGUCUGCAGCGUUAUCUUAAUAGGAGGCAUGAUGACUGUCCUGUGGUUCAAAAACACAAGCGGCUGUUGGUUCGACCCCGAGACUAACCUUAUGGAGAUCGGGACUAUUGUAUCAAGCUUUUACAUAAACAACCGAUCUUUUCUGGACAUCGUGGACAUCUACGUCUAUGGUUUCGCUUUUUCGGGAACAUUUCUCAUCGUCGUUCUCGUCACUACGUCCAUCACAGUCGUCAAGCUACGUUCUGCUCUAGCCUGGCGUGUGAGGGCUACAUCGACGACGACAACGACAUCGGCAAUGUGCACAACUUCAGUGACGGAGCACGCUGACGUCAUGAUGUCCAGCAAGGACCUUAGUGUGACGUUAAUGCUAGUUGUCACUUCCGCCUUGUUUGUGGUGCACGUGACUCCCAACCUGUGUCUUCAGGUAAGCAUACUCAUUGUCCCAGACCUCAGUUCUACCGGUAAUUACAAAAGUUUGUCUGCUAUCUUCUGGUAUAUUGUUACAUUUUUAUGGACGUUGAACUCCUCUUUAAACUGCGUUGUUUACUACAAGAUGAGUUCAAGAUACAGGGAAGUAGUAAAGGCUUUACUAAGCAGAUUAUGUCGAAAUUGAUAAUCUCCGUUUAGGUUACAAUUAUGGUAACAUUCCCAUUUUUUAAAUAAAUAAAAGGGUAGACUAUAUGCAUUUC
Messenger RNA from Pomacea canaliculata, 949 nucleotides. RefSeq lists its product as uncharacterized. Gene Ontology annotation, cellular component: plasma membrane. The coding region runs from base 61 to 873 and encodes 270 amino acids. The transcript has 3 exons. Gene Ontology annotation, molecular function: G protein-coupled peptide receptor activity. Gene Ontology annotation, biological process: G protein-coupled receptor signaling pathway. The record is from RefSeq and is a predicted model, not a curated record. Lineage: Eukaryota; Metazoa; Mollusca; Gastropoda; Architaenioglossa; Ampullariidae.